Aspergillus mulundensis is the source of this 645-nucleotide messenger RNA. Its product is annotated as putative BAP31 domain protein. Gene Ontology annotation, biological process: endoplasmic reticulum to Golgi vesicle-mediated transport; intracellular protein transport. The record is from RefSeq and is a predicted model, not a curated record. Gene Ontology annotation, cellular component: endoplasmic reticulum; endoplasmic reticulum membrane. The transcript is spliced from 4 exons. NCBI's taxonomy places the organism in Eukaryota, Fungi, Ascomycota, Eurotiomycetes, Eurotiales, Aspergillaceae. The coding region runs from base 1 to 645 and encodes 214 amino acids.
AUGACGCUCUACUACAGCCUUGUCUUUUGCCUUCUCGUACUUGAGAUGGGAGUGUUCAUGGGCUUGAUUGUGCCCCUCCCCUUCACCAUCAAGCGAAAGCUCUUCGCGUUCAUUUCCGAAAGUCCAAUCAUAGCAAAACUACAAUAUGGUUUGAGGAUAACGUUCAUAUUUAUCCUCAUCCUGUUCAUCGACAGCGUCAACCGGGUGUACCGGGUUCAACUGGAGGUGUCCGCCUUUUCUAAGGAGGGCGGUAACGUAGGAGGGGCCGCACUCGGUACCGACCGUGCGGAGGUUCAAGCCCGCAAGUUCUACUCGCAGCGCAACAUGUACCUCUGCGGAUUCACGCUCUUCCUGUCUCUUAUCCUCAACCGCACCUACACCAUGAUCCUCGAAACCCUGCGCCUCGAAGACCGUGUCAAGCUCCUCGAGGGCAACAAGCAGGCCGGUGGCAAGGACUCGGCUCGUCUUGCGCAGGCUGGUGACAUGGGCGAGAUCGGUCGUCUUAAGAAGGAGCUUGAACAAAAGGAGCGUGAUAUCGAGACUCUGAAGAAGCAGGCCGAGGGUCUGACUCGGGAGUACCACAACCUGGGUGACCAGGUUUCGGGUAACAAGGGCGACAACUCCGGUGAGAAGAAGGAUCUAUAA